This is a messenger RNA of Liolophura sinensis, 3832 nucleotides long. Its product is annotated as homeobox protein Hox-A5. Gene Ontology annotation, molecular function: RNA polymerase II cis-regulatory region sequence-specific DNA binding; DNA-binding transcription factor activity, RNA polymerase II-specific. Lineage: Eukaryota; Metazoa; Mollusca; Polyplacophora; Chitonida; Chitonidae. Bases 1 to 861 code for a protein of 286 amino acids. Gene Ontology annotation, biological process: anterior/posterior pattern specification; positive regulation of transcription by RNA polymerase II. The record is from RefSeq and is a predicted model, not a curated record. The transcript is spliced from 2 exons. Gene Ontology annotation, cellular component: nucleoplasm; nucleus.
AUGAGCUCGUAUUUUGUAAACUCGCUCUCCACGUGCUACGGCCAAGGUGGAAUUGACAAUUGUAGCAGCGGAGAAAGUUUAGAUGGCCAGCCGAAUUAUAGCCAGCAAUCGCGGCCAGUGUACCACCCGGGCUACCCGGGGGCCCGAUACCCUUCCUUUGCCCACAAUGCGCCGGCUAGGGAGAGGCCGCCCGAGCAAAAUGGCGACUAUUAUGGUACGGCCCGUCUAACUCAUCUGCCUGCCAGCCAUGGAUCGACUGGUCAGUGCUCCCCCCCUGUUAACCCCCACCCUGCCCAUGGGGCAAGUCCCAGUCCUAUGCCCCUGCAGUCAAGUGAAAGGGCGUGUAUAAAUAACAACAAUAACAACAGUUCGAACUGCAACAACCCACGAACAGAAACCAGUCCGUUUUACCCAAACGGGCAAAUGUCCAGAGAGCCGGGUACCCCUUCGCCGGCUCAUAGCGGACAGGGGCAAACUACCCCCUCAGCUCACUCACCAGGCACCCAGCAGUACGCCACACCCCCACAAAUCUACCCCUGGAUGAGGAGAAUGCAGUACGGUCAAGAUGGGAGUGAAGGGGAUUCCAAGCGUUCACGGACGUCGUACACACGCCACCAAACCCUAGAGCUGGAGAAAGAGUUUCACUACAACAAGUAUCUCACCAGGAGACGACGUAUAGAAAUUGCACAUUCAUUAAAUCUGACUGAACGACAGAUUAAGAUUUGGUUUCAAAACCGACGAAUGAAAUGGAAAAAAGAGCAUAAAUUAUCACACAUAGCCAAAAACAUGAACUUGUGUCAGACAAACUCUCUGGUGAUGGAAAAGCACAUGAAGGAUACGGAUAUAAAACCAGCAUUGUAGACAAUCAGCCGUAUGCUAGUAAGAGUGGAAGUUGUUAACAGAAAGUGGAUAUAUCCCUGUGCUAGGCAGUCAUGCAAAAACCAUUGCCUUCGGAGGAAGAUGUGCGCACGGCUAUCUUGGCACCAAGCGCUGAGGCCGUAUCAACAUACCAGCAUUCUGGGAGACGUACACAAUGGCAUGACGAGUGCACCGAAAUCCGUAUAGAACUGUUUUUUUUUCUAUGAUAACAGGACAUCUCCAGCAUGGGAAAACGCACACGAAAACUGUACCGAAAAUGGUAGAAAAUGGGCGCUGGCGGUUGUUGUACGUAGUUGUAAACAUUGUAACAUUUUCAGGAAGAGUGUGGUAGCGUGUCGUUGUUGUUGUUAGCUUUAAGCAGUAGGUAUGGUUGGGAGAGUGUGGAAGAUCGCAUGUUAGUGUUGCAGAGUGCAUGAAUUGUAUACACUACACGCUGAACCAAGAGAAAGAACAGUUUCACGGCGUGCAGGUAAUGCCAGAGAGUAGCGACAGGAACCCAGGUACCUGUAGAAAAUUACCAUUGCGGUGGUCACGAUACGGUGAAUUCCCUGCAGUUGUUUUGCCACACUAACAAUGGCUCCUCUCACUAUAAUGUUGUUUAAUUGGCCGUGUAAUCCACACACCGUCACCCAGCUUUUCACCUAAUGGUCAGCGGAAUUUUAACAGAACAAACCCGAACAUGCCUCAGCAAUGCGUGAAUUCAGUCUGUAACCCAUUGUCCUGCAAACAGUUGCCAAACCCCUUGAUCCUUUUUUCGGGAUCCGCCAAAGUAGUCGUUUCAGAAUGACAUGCAGGCUGAGUUAAGUAGCUGACUAUAAGGACACGGUCAUUAAGUCACUUAGGCACGGUUCCACUUGGUGGAGCGGUUACAGUGGACAAUGGACACUUCGCCUUUUUGUGGUUUCACACCUGUUUGCGAACAUUUCUGGAUAACUAUGUUAGAGACCAGUGUCCCGUAAGAAUAUCCCCACCCUUCUCUCUGUCCGAUGUCUAGAAAAUAUUUGUGUCCAAACUAGAUCCCUAUAUAGUCAGAUGACGCCAUGUAUUUAGCCCACACACAUCUCGAAAGAGAAUCGUGCUAAAUCUGUGACACUCGUCAGCUCCACCUAACGUUAGGUCAGAUGGAGUUUCUGUUGAGAAGCAAUUCUUUCCAGCUCACAACAGAUGUGUACAGUGUAUAAUAUCCCAUAACAUCUGAUAUCAGGACGAAUACGUACUGAAUAAGAGACCAAUACACAUCCUAUCUUUAGACCGAUGCGCUACUGCUAGAACAAAAAUCAUUUCUUCCAUUGGAGAGAAACAGUAAAGGAGAAAUUUCUGUAUGAUUGCAGUACCACUGGCAUUUAUAACAGGAAACUGUGACUAGAUAUUAACGCGGUUUGCAAUUGCAAAAAAUCAAGUUAUAAAGAAACAGAUCCGCUUAAAAAAAUGUCCAAGGUAGUAGUAUGGAUUUGUAAAAAAUUAUUGAACCAAUAAGUGCAUAGCUUCGAAUACUUCAACACAGUAGGCGUAAUUGUAUGAAGACAUAGUUAAGAGGGAAUAUUGUUUGUGUUUAUGCAUUUGUAUUUGGUAUCACCAGGGAUAAUAUAAACCAAAUACUUAAAACACUUGAUUUAUUCGAUUUUCUAAGCUCUUGUAUUUGGAUUGUUUCAGUGUCCAAUCUCUCUACACCUUUGGAGUAUCAUGCACGAGCUUAUAUCAUGAGCGGUAAAAGGGUAAAACAAAUGUACAAUUUCCAAACGCCAAAGUAUAAUGGGUAUUUUGGAUCGUUCUCGCCAAUGGUUCAAGAACGAUUAAUGUCAAUGUAUGUGUGUAUGUGUGUGUGCUUUGUAUAGUUAUUGGUUUCACCAAUCAAAUCGGUCGUUACCAGAACUGUAUAUUGUACUUGGCGACUUUAUAGUUCCAAUUCAGAUAAUGUUUUAUGAAUGUGCAUAUUUAGCUCUAAUAUGCUGUGUGUUAUAUAUAUUUAAAUGCACAGUGACUGGAACUUCGUGAUUUUUUUAAAGAUAGUGCUGUGGCUGAUGGCAUAGAAUACGGUGAAGCUGAAUGCUACCCUUGUUUGUCUGUGAACCCUCUUUUUCCUACGUGUACUACCCCAUCUGGGAGAUUUUUAGUGCUGAUAAAGUAUUUAGAAAAGGCCAUUUUCAAUAAGUGGUCUAAUAUAUUACGUGAUGGCGUAGUGUAUUGUGAGUUAAGAAAAGUAAUCAUGAUCCAUGGUAAUUGGAAUAAGGGUCUAAAUAUAUUUCAUAAUGUUACUUAUUUGCACCUGUUUUUAUUUAGAUAAAUAGGUAUUCAACAGUUGGGCUGAGUUGGGAGUGAUCUGGUCAUUAACAGGACGUGUGAUUUCAUGUCUUAUUUUCAGCUUUGUUGGCCGGGGUGAACUACUGCUGAUCUCAACAUGUUGUCUGUUUGUACGUUAAUUAAACGUAGAAUGAUAUCGUUGCUUUAGAGCGUAACUGUUGCUCAGCACAAAAUGUUUCUUUGUUUUAACAAUGGUCAGUUGUAUUGGAUGACAGAAAAAAUAAUUUUAUAUCUGUGCUUUGUUUUUUGUCUGACAAACAGGGUAAAUGUGGUAACACGCGGGCGAAGGCCGAAGUUACUAGUACACUCGUUAAGGGUAAAAUGUAAACACGUAUAUCAUCUAUUAUCGAAGGGUAAAGUCUAAACAUUUCAAUUCUCAUCGUCUUUGUUUGUCAUCGUGUCUCUGUGUAAUUGACCUAUUAUGACUGCGUGUGGUGUCUCCAAAGAUUCCCCACCUAAGUCCAACAUCGGCUAAAUUAAACAGCACCUUAUUGUAUAUUGUAUCUUGUCGUUAUGUUUUUACCAAUAUUGCGGAAGUGUGUCUAAUUACAGAAACAGACAUUCAUUUUAUUAACCUGUAUCUUACGUGAUGAUUACAACACAACAGGGGUUUGUCAUAUACUUGAUAAAAGGACUAAUUAUAAUCACCAAA